Molecule: messenger RNA, 2530 nt
Organism: Echinops telfairi (small Madagascar hedgehog)
Lineage: Eukaryota; Metazoa; Chordata; Mammalia; Afrosoricida; Tenrecidae
Gene: CUEDC1
Product: CUE domain containing 1
Exons: 10
Coding region: 1-1122 (373 amino acids)
Molecular function (GO): ubiquitin binding
Source: RefSeq, a predicted model, not a curated record
AUGACCAGCCUAUUCCGUCGGAGCAGCGGCGGUGGGGGGGCCGGCGCGCAGGAGCUCAACAACAGCCGGCCGGCCCGCCAGGUGCGCCGGCUCGAGUUCAACCAGGCCAUGGACGACUUCAAGACCAUGUUCCCCAGCCUGGACUACGACAUCAUCGAGUGCGUGCUGCGCGCCAACAGCGGCGCCGUGGACGCCACCAUCGACCAGCUGCUGCAGAUGAACCUGGACGCGGGUGGCGGCGGCGUCUACGAGGACAGCUCCGACUCGGAGGACAGCAUCCCCCCGGAGAUCUUGGAAAGGACCUUAGAACCCGAUAGCUCUGAUGAAGAGCCCCCGCCCGUAUAUUCCCCACCAGCCUACCACAUGCACAUGUUCGACAGGCCUUACCCUCUGGCUCCCCCCACUCCACCUCCCAGGAUCGACGUGCUGGGGUCCAGCCCCGCUUCAAGCCAGAGGCGCUAUCGGAACUGGAACCCACCGCUGCUGGGCAACCUCCCGGAUGACUUUCUGCGCAUCCUGCCCCAGCAGCGCGACAGCAUACAGUGCAACCCCGGGACUCCCAAGCCUCUGAGCCUCGGAGAAGGAGGCCCUGUCCCCUCGGGGGCCGGGCCAGGACCCCGAGACCAGGAGAGCCGCUGGAAGCAGUACCUGGAGGACGAGAGGAUCGCGCUGUUCCUACAGAACGAGGAGUUUAUGAAAGAGCUGCAGCGCAACCGUGACUUCCUCCUGGCCCUGGAGAGAGAUCGACUGACAUACGAGUCCCAGAAGGCCAAAUCUAGCAGUGCGGGGAUCGGGACCGACUUCGGCUUUCCUUCUCCUGCCCCAGGGGCGAGUGAAGCCAACCACACUGCGUCUGAAGAUGCCUUAUUCAGGGACAAGUUGGAGCACAUGGGAAAAUCCACCCGGAGGAAGCUGUUUGAACUUGCCCGGGCCUUUUCCGAGAAGACCAAGAUGAGGAAGUCAGCCAAGAGGAAGCACUUGUUGAAGCACCAGUCGCUGGGGGCUGCAGCAUCCACGGCCAAUCUCCUGGAUGAUGUGGAGGGGCACACUUGCGAUGAAGACGGCCGGGGAAGGAGGCAAGAGGUGCCCAAGGUGGAAGAAGCCCUAAGGGAAGGUCACUAAGAGAUGGCAGCAGUGCCACCUGGCCCGUGAUCCGCUGACCAGGGUGGUUGGCCGCGGAGCAAGGCCGGCCUCCGGCUGGAGGACCCAGCUGCAGCCGGACACAUGGUGCUGGAGUCUUGAGGCCCAGUGAUUCUCCCUCCACUGUCCAGCCCACCACUGCCACGACCACAUUGAGGGGCGGGGUCCCCUGCUGCGAUUGGAGGAAACACCUGGGGGGCCCAGAGGCAGCAGCCAAUCACAGCCCCCUCUGCAUGUAGCCAGGCCCUCUGUUCUAUGGGCGAUGAGUGCAAAUGCAAGGACCAACCUUUACAACACAGCACACUGAAAAACGGGCAAAGGUUGGGAUGUGGGCAAGGCUGGGGUGGUCGCUGACAAGAGGCUCCUUGACCCGAAGUUGGGGUCCCUGCCUCCCCCUCUGGCCCACGGCCCAGCAGGCGUAAUGAAGCCAUCUGACCUGCGCACCUUGUGCCCGUGCUGCAUGUGGCCUUCUGCACCCAGCCUUUCCUUGAUCGGGGUUGGGGUGGCGCCAAGGAGUAACGGGCCACCACGGGGGAAGUGACAGUGCUUUGUUUAGGCCAUCGGCCACCCAUGUUGAAGGCCACAGCCCUAAAGGCUGCCUCUUCCUCUAGAUGGGCGGGAAGGGGGCCACCCCAGUGUCCUAAGACCCUGUUUGCCCUGUUGAAAGAACACCAAUUCCAACAGUGCUAGUUCGAAGACAAGGCCCGGUCUGAGCUGGGGGGCCUGAGGUUGAGGGGCUCUGUGGGUGUCCCCUGAGAAGAGUGAGCACCUGAUCCAAGCAGGAAACCUCAGCUUCUUGGAGCGCUUACCCUGCAGCCCCCAUCACUGCCAUGGCCCUCCCUGCCUGCUGCCUGAGUAGGGCAAGCCUUGGGGUUACAGAGUGGUGCUCCGCACAGCCUGGCCACCCCCAAGUGAGGCUGGGAGUGGCAACCGGACUUCAGUGGGGGCACUGGUGGCCCCCAACUCACCCAAGGCCCUCAGGCCCUGUUGAGUGCUCGCCCUGGGCUGGCCGCAGAGGGGAGGCCCUGAGCGUACUGGGACUUGCCCAAGGUCCUGGCCCGACUCCAGACCACUGGCUUCCUGCUAGUGGGCCAUGCCCCCGCUGCAGCGGCAGGCGUGCCUACAUUUGGAAGCGUGGGUGGCGACUCAGCCCAGCGGAGCCCUGCACAGCCUCAGUGCGAGAUGGGGCCCAGCUCCAUCCAUCCCAGGGGCAGGCGGCAGAGGAGGCUUUGCGCUCUGGCCGGAAAUCCCCAAUCCCCUCUAUUGUGCGUGUGCCUGUGUGUCUGUGUAUGUGUGGCUUUAUUAGUUUUAUUCCCCUCCUCUGUGUGGGUUUCCCCCUUGGAGCUGUUUCGAAGGAAUCCCUGUAAUAAAGAGUUGGUGUUGUCUUGGC